Messenger RNA from Coregonus clupeaformis (lake whitefish), 2520 nucleotides. It is a transcript of the gene dand5, whose product is annotated as DAN domain family, member 5. Gene Ontology annotation, cellular component: membrane. Bases 503 to 2023 code for a protein of 506 amino acids. The record is from RefSeq and is a predicted model, not a curated record. Gene Ontology annotation, biological process: determination of heart left/right asymmetry. NCBI's taxonomy places the organism in Eukaryota, Metazoa, Chordata, Actinopteri, Salmoniformes, Salmonidae. The transcript is spliced from 9 exons.
CCUAGCUAACAUUAGCCACCUAGCUAGAAUUCGUAACAUAUCAUACGUUUGGCGAAUUCGUAACAUAUUGUACAGUUUUCAAAUUUUUAACAUAUAAUACGAUUUGUAAUUCGUAACAUAGCAUACAAUGGGUUUGGACAUCCUCAAUACAUACCAUACAAAACGUAACAUAUCAUACUAUAUAGAGUGCCUCAGAUUUACAUACAGAAUAAUACGAAAUGCUCUGAAACCAGGUUGGUAUUGAAAAGCACAAUAUAAAUAAAGUUAUUGUUAUCUACAUUGUAUCCUCAGCUACAUCCAUUGUUACGAAAUGUUAAUCGUGACACCUCUGAUUAUGACCUCAUGACCCAGACCUGCGUUGCCCUUGGAAACGGGUGCGCAUUGACAUGAAGGUUCGUGCUCGUGCCACUGUCAAAAGAACAUACCUAUAGCAAGUUAGCGUGUCAGCUGGCCUACAAAAAGAUUGAACCAUUCGGUUCAUGACAUUACAGCGCAGUCAGCCAUGUCCAGACUACAUCACCUGUAUGGCCUGUUGAGGUACCUGAUGAUGCUACUCAGUGGCAUCAUAUUUGUGAGUGGCCUUGUGCUGUUUGGCCUGGGUGUGUGGAUCAGGUAUGGUGCGGCCACCUUUGUCCAGGUGAUGGGCUCUUUUUCAGCACAGCUGGUGACCAUCAGCUAUGUGUGUAUGUGCCUGGGGGCCAUCCUGUCUCUGCUGGGGUUCAUUGGCUGCUACGGGGCCUGGAGCGAGAACCGCUGCCUCAUCAUGCUGUAUUUCAUCAUUGUGUCCAUGAUGUUUGCGGCUGAGGUUACCGGAGUUAUUUUCAUCUUGGUGUACAAAGAUCUGGUGGAGGUUACGAUUCGUGGAGCCAGUAAGGACUCUUUACGGAUGUCCUAUAUGGGACCGACGGCUGCAGACCCCAUAUCAACAGCCUGGAACACCAUCAUGGUCCAUUACAAGUGCUGUGGCUUUGACAACUCCACGGCUGACUUCAAGAACUCUGUGUUCAGUGCUAACACUGGCCUGCUGUACCCCAAGACGUGCUGUGUUGACCUGACGAGCACCGCCUGCGACGGCCUCGACACCACCCAGGGCCUGAUACACCCAAAGAGCUGCAUUACCAAACUGAUCAAUGUGAUCCAGGACCAGAGCGUCAUCUUUGGCUCCACCGCUUCUGGCAUCUGUGUCAUGGAGGAAAAAAUGACUUUCUUCAUCAACUUUGUGUUUUUGUCCACAUUUGCUGCCGUGGCUUUGGCACUUCCAUUCCCUCACAACUCCAUCAAGAGUGUUCCGAAGAUGGGCGCGAGCCGGGACUUUGAAUCAUCCGGUAACGGUCCAGUCGAUGAACAGAAGCCUAUCCGGGGAACGGUCAAAGUAGUCAAAUUUAACCCCAAUAAUCUGGGUCAGUCGGGUCUUUUUAGACGAGGUGGGAUUUUCCCCCGAGGCGCACCCGGUCCGAGAAUGCCUUUCCCGGCCUUCUUGUCCAUGGGACGUCCUGGCCCUCCUGCGCUCCCUGCCAAAGCAGCUACGGUGCCUCUGCAUCCACUGUCACACCUGCACCCCGACGGUCAGGGCGAUGGUGGGGUGGGUAUGAAGAAGAGGCAGGGAUUUGAGAUGUGGCAGAGGGCCAUGGAUAAGAACGACCACAGUAAGACCAUGUCCAUGUCGUUGCCCCUCAGUCUGAAGGACUCUGCCAACAAACAGAGCUGCGCCGCCGUGCCUUUUACUCAGCGGAUAACGUCCGAGGGCUGCGACACGGUGACGGUCCACAACAAACUGUGCUUCGGUCAAUGCAGUUCGCUGUUCGUCCCGUCUGGUUGGGAGUCCGCCAGGCUGACCGGUGCAGGGGGACACCGCCGUGCGCCCUGUUCCCGCUGCGCUCCAUCCAAGGCCCACACAGUGACCGUGCCUCUGCGCUGUGGGAUGGAGGUGCGGGAGAAGCGCGUGAUGGUGGUGGAAGAAUGCAAGUGUGAGACUGGCCGAGAGGAGGGGAAUAUUGAGGCUGGGGCCUCCAUGCACUUGUAACUGAAGAGACUCUAGUUUAAGGGUGACAUUUUCCUAGUGCAAAAGCACUGUGCCAAUUACAAAACCUACACUGCGAGAUUAUAAUGAGGUUUACAGUAUUUUUUUGCAGUGCGAAAGUAUCGCCCUAAAUGCUCGUUUCCCGUCUCACAGCACCUGCUCUAGCCUAUUUUGAUGACUUACAUUUUACAUUUGAGUCAUUUAGCAGACGACUUGAGACAGUAAAUAUAAUUUAUAUUGUGAUGUCAGAUAUGGACAUUGAUUAUGUGUAUUGUAUGUGUGAGUCUGAAUUUCUAAUUCAGAGAAAAAACGAUUUGGAGGCAAAUGUCACCAAUGAUUGUUGACAAGUGACUAACAUUUUUUGUCAUGCACAUUUCUGUUCAACCUUAUGGCAGAAUGAGUCGUCCACACCGGACAGUGUAAUAAUGUUGAAUAACUUGUUUAGAUUCAUCUGAACUGAACUGCAUUUUGUUUUUGUGAAAUAAAAAUGUCUAUCUAUU